AUGACCAACUCAGUUGAUUUCCAGACUGCCCGCACCCUCUUCUUCGAUUUGUAUAGCAUGUAUGGGAUUUACGGGCUCUUCCUCGCCGCGGUUGCUGUGUACAGCGUGGCACUUAUUAUCUAUCGCCUGUACUUGCACCCAUUAGCUCGAUUCCCCGGGCCCAAGAUUGCUGCUGCGACCGGGUGGUAUGAGUUCUACCACGAAGUCAUCAGAGGUGGAAUGUACAUCCAUGAGAUUCAGAGAAUGCACAGAGAAUACGGCCCUAUCAUCCGCAUUAAUCCCCAUGAGAUUGUCAUCAAUGACCCGGACUACUAUAACACCGUCUAUGUCGCCUCCAACACCCGCCGCUCGGAGAAGUGGUAUACCCUCCUAGGGACCGGACUUGAGGGCGCCAUGGGCAUGACCAUGGGGCACGAGUUGCACCGUCGCCGCCGCAGGCACUUCGACCCAUUCUUCUCGCGCUUGGGCGUCACGCAGAUUGAGGGGGUGGUCCUGGAUGAAGUCCAAUUGCUCACCGAUCGACUCGAGGGUUACCGGAAGUCAGGCCGGACUAUCCAGAUGGAACAUGUCAUGGCUGCGUUCACCGGUGACAUUGUGACGAAGAUCUGCUCGGAGAAGUCCCCCGACAUGAUCCGGCACCCGGAUUUCGGCAAGGAAUGGUAUGUCACGAUCCACACCUACCAGCUCCAGGUGCACCUUUUCGUGCAAUUCCCUCAUUUGAUCUCCCUCACGCAACUCAUCCCGCGGGGACUCGUGAUGCACUUUUCUCCGGGAGCCGCGGCGUUCAAGAGCCUGCAUCAGUACGCCUUCGACCACAUCACCGAAGCCAAAAAGGACAUGGGUCGUGCCGGCAAGGUGCAGCAGGAGGCCGGCCGCAGCUCCGUGUUCCGCCACGUGCUCUCCAGCGACAUGCCCGAGACGGAGCGCGAGACGGAGCGGCUGGCGCGCGAGGCCCUGCAGCUGUUCGGCGCGGGCACGGCCACGUUGGUGCGCGCCUUCAGCAUGAUCUUCUACCAUGUCCUGUCCAACCCGCAGAUGCGCGGACGGCUCCGGGAGGAGCUGAAGGACAUCAUGGCCGAGUACCCCGCCAAGAGACCCACUUGGCAGGAACUGGAGCGGUUGCCGUACUUGCACGGGAUUGUCAAAGAGGGGUUGCGGCUGAGUUAUGGGGUCAUGCGUCACCUCGCCCGCGUCUCGCCCGAUCAACCUCUGCAGUUCAGGGAGUGGACGAUCCCCGCCGGCACCCCCGUCGGCAUGUCCUCGCAUAGCCUCCACUCCGACCCAGAGACAUUCCCCGAGCCGGCCAGGUUCCUCCCCGAGCGGUGGAUGAAGGACAGGCACCACCCCAACAUGAACCGGAACUGGGUUCCCUUCGCUCGCGGCUCGAGGAUGUGUAUUGGCAUGAAUCUUGCCUUGGCCGAAAUGUACUGGGUGCUGGCUGUUUUGUUUCGCCCCGGGGCGCCGGAGCUGGAGCUGUUCGAGACUACCGAGGCGGAUGUGGUUCCCGUGCGGGACUACGUGGGAGGGAUUCCGGAGUUCGGGACUAAGGGGGUGAGGGUGAGAGUGGUGUAG
Messenger RNA from Aspergillus aculeatinus CBS 121060, 1572 nucleotides. RefSeq names its product cytochrome P450. Bases 1 to 1572 code for a protein of 523 amino acids. Gene Ontology annotation, molecular function: iron ion binding; oxidoreductase activity, acting on paired donors, with incorporation or reduction of molecular oxygen; monooxygenase activity. The record is from RefSeq and is a predicted model, not a curated record. The transcript has 8 exons. NCBI's taxonomy places the organism in Eukaryota, Fungi, Ascomycota, Eurotiomycetes, Eurotiales, Aspergillaceae.